Molecule: messenger RNA, 1422 nt
Organism: Candidozyma auris
Lineage: Eukaryota; Fungi; Ascomycota; Pichiomycetes; Serinales; Metschnikowiaceae
Product: tRNA 1-methyladenosine methyltransferase subunit GCD10
Exons: 1
Coding region: 1-1422 (473 amino acids)
Biological process (GO): tRNA methylation
Cellular component (GO): nucleus; tRNA (m1A) methyltransferase complex
Source: RefSeq, a predicted model, not a curated record
AUGAAAAGCAGAACGACUAUUUCGGCAGGUCAGCAUGUUUUGAUACGCUUGCCUUCUGAAGGGCUCCGCAUUGUGCUUUUGCGUGAGGACGGGACGGUAUCUUUGGGCAAAUUUGGUGCGUUUAAAGUAAGUUCGAUCUUGGGCCACCCAUUGGGAACGACAUUUGAAAUCAACGAGGACCAGAUUGCUUCUCCGAUUAAGUCGCUCACAAGUGUAGAAGACAAGGUGGAAGUUGAAAAUGAGCAGGACGAGGAAACAGAGAAGGAGGCCUUGAUCAAGUACUUCGAGAAGAGUGCAGAAAGUAACCAGGACAUCAUCAAUGUUGGGCUGAAGAUACAGAAACUAGAUAAUAAGCAGAUUGAUGAGUUGAAGAAGCUGGGGGCAUCUUCGGAGAUCGGCCAGAAAAUAAUUGAGCAGAUCAUAGCCGGGCACGCAGCAUUCGAUAAGAAGACGGUCUUCUCGCAGCAGAAGUACUUAAGAAGAAAGCAGAUGAAGUUCUUAAGAAGGUUCCAAGUAGAGUACUUGGGAAGCUCUCAACUUCUUCAAUAUUUUAUCGAAAAAGAUAUGCAGAAAGUGCUUGAUAUGAGCGAGGAGACCUUGGGGCUUCUACUCAGCUACGCCAAUGUGCGUCCUGGAGGCCGCUAUUUGGUGCUUGAUGAUACUUCGGGAGUGAUUAUUUACGCAAUGAUGGAAAGAAUGCAAGGAAAAGGUCAGAUUAUGCUUGUGCACGAAAACGAACACCCCAACUUGGCAGCAUUGCGUUACUCGGAUUACCCUGAGGAGCUCCAAGAGCAGAUGAUCACGCCAAUAAGCUGGCUUCAGUUCAUCGAGCCCGAAGACGAAAAAAUCGUCUGGGAAGAACUUUCGCAGCAGGAGAUUGACGAGUUGAAACCAAACAAAAAAUUGCAGUACCAUAGGAGACUGAAGAAGGCGAAGGAAAUUAACGAUGCUCUUGACUCGGUUAUCAGGGGUAACUUUGAUGCAUUAAUCUCGUGUACAACAUUAAGUAUACCGUCAUUUUUGCCGCAUGUCAUUGAAAGAGUCGGUGGGUCAAGGCCUUUAGUAUUCUACAGCACGUUCAAAGAACUCCUCCUUGAGGCACAGCACGAGCUCACAAAGGACAAGCGUGUGUUGGCUCCUUCUAUUUUUGAAACACGUGCAAGAAUAUACCAGACCAUCCAGGGCCGUUUGCAUCCACUCAUGACUUCAAGAGGUUACGGUGGGUACGUUCUUUGGGCAACCAGAGUGAUCCCUGCUGGAGGACACAUCCAGGCGGUAGGAAAAGGUUCAAGAAAGAAGGCUAAGUCUGAAGCACCUAAAAGCGAUGAAGAAAUGAAAGAGAAGAGACAAGAAACGCCACUUUUUGUUGCAACCGAGUCGUCAGAUAGAGAUGUCAAAGGUGUGCCCAUGGAACAAACUUAA